Messenger RNA from Mixia osmundae IAM 14324, 785 nucleotides. RefSeq lists its product as uncharacterized. The transcript is spliced from 7 exons. Lineage: Eukaryota; Fungi; Basidiomycota; Mixiomycetes; Mixiales; Mixiaceae. The coding region runs from base 1 to 621 and encodes 206 amino acids. The record is from RefSeq and is a predicted model, not a curated record.
AUGCCUGUCGUACGUUUUGUCGCUCAGUGGAGGACAGGCGACGCGCUUCCCAAUCCACCGCCCGAAUACAGCAACAACUGCGAGUUCAUCUACUUUCGAUGGGAUGAUGCGGUUCCGCCCCCACCGACAAGAUCAAAAUCCGUGACGCUUCGCGUUGACUAUGGCGGCCGUUGCGCGCUCAAAGAUGGAGUUCUGAUAGAAUUUCCGCUUGAUGAUGACCCCGCACUCGAUCCCGAGAUCAAGAUCGACAUCCUUAAGAAUCCUGACCAGACUUAUAGCGUGGCUGUCACCGACUCUUCACAUCUUAUUGGCCUUCGACUAGGGACUGUCUUUCAAGACGGCUGGCAAUCCCGUGUGGAUAUUGACACUACUUUUGCAAGACGCAGCACUGACGGCGGGUCUGCUAUAAACCAAUGCUGCCGUGCAGUCGUCUAUGCAACAGCAAGGGUGCCGAUGUGGCCGGGCCUGGUCAAAACAAAUGAGAUCUCGAUGGAAAUGCGCUGUCUCGGACUUCACGCACUGCCAAGCUGCAACCCUGCUUUACUGCCUCGAGACUUCGAUCCUCUGGCCGCGGAAUGCUCAGCCUAUGUGAGAUGGUUCGACACUCAGUACCGUUAUUGAUGUGGGCACACGUUGCGCUCGCGCUGUGCCAAUCAGACAUGCAUUUGCAUGUCUUUCCGUUGUGCUUAACGACAUGAUCAUAUCGCUGUCCAGGUCCUGAGGCGAAUAUAAGUCUUGAGCCACUCUUGGUAGGCUGGUCCAAAAUCAACGUCAAAUUGGCCGGC